AUGGUCACCGCUGCAGCCCAGGGUGACACACGCCAGCUCAGGCCUCCAUGUUUCCACGUCUGCGGCUGUGGCUGCGACGUGGGCCGAGGCGCACUGGCAGGUCGCGCAUGCGGGUUGGGGGAAGAUUCCCGGUUCUUGGCAGGGAGAAUCAGGAGUACAGAGUUUCAUCAACUUCUAGAGCUACAUGAUUUAGGGCCAGUCCCUCAGGUGAAGGUUGUAAAAGUUGGGGUGCUUGAUGUCUGCAGAAACUACUUCCAAGGAGUGUCUGAAGAUCUGGAGUUAAUGCUGGAGCAAGCCACAGAAGUUUUUAUCUGCAGGCUGGAGGUGGAAUUUAUGUUUUCCUAUGGAAACUUUGGUUAUGGAUUUUCACAUCAGUUAAAACCUCUUCAGAAAAUUAUUGAGCCAUCCAUGUUUAUGAACAUUGCACCACCUCCAGAAAGAACAGACCCUGAGACAAAUGUUAUUAUACCACAGCCAGUAGAAUAUCCAGCAUUCUUAUCCCCAGACCUGAAAGUUACUGUGGGGAUUCCAAGUUCUGUGCACCACUCCAACCAGCUAUCUGUAGUGCGACUUGAAAAACUUCAACAACAACCCCGGGAAAGGCUGGAAAAAAUGAAAAAAGAAUAUAGAAAUCUGAGUACAUGGAUAGAAAAAGCUGGCUAUUUAGAAAAUAUUCUUAACCCAAAAUUGGAACAUAAAGAUUCUAAGAAAAGUAAUACAAAUGAGGAACCUGAAAGUGUGGAUAAUAAUCAAUCUGGAGAGAAGCCUGAAAAUAUUGUAACGUUACAUGUCCCUCUUGUAAACAAGGAAGCUGAAACUACUCCAAGUGAGCUACUGAAUACUUAUAAUAAGAAAAGCCUGACUAUACCAACUGUGAACCAAUCGGACCAAGAUGAUUCAACUGCUGUUGCUCCUAAAAGGGUUGACUCAACACUUCUAACCGUAGAUCCUCCACUGCACAUUAUUCCUAGCCUGGAAAUAACAGAAGAGGACAAAACACCACCGUUAGAGGAAUACCAAUCAGGAGCUGUGCCAGAUGAAAAAAUGAAAUAUGCAUUAUUUCCACCAGAAGUGAAAUUGAGAGAUAAAUAUUCAGGGAUUUUAAGAACAAACUCAUCUGCAUCAGAGGUAAAGUUGAGAAUUAUCUGUAUAAAUCCAGAGAGAGUCAGGAGGAGGAACUUAGAUUAAUCUCCAACAGAAAUUCGGUGGCAAAUAAACUAUCUAAACUUAGCUGAAAGGAAGAGCACAAGCUUAGUUUCCCCAGAUUCAAAAUUUAAUAGUAGCUUUCAAAGCAGAGAUCCAAAAGAAGACAUUGAACUAAAAGUGUCUGCUCUUGUAUUAGAAGUAUAUGACUAGGAAAAACAAAAUGAUUUAUUAAAAAAAAUUAAAUACAAAUAAGUUGAAAAUGCACUCAAAUGUUUCCAGAAGGAAAUGUGUCUAAGUAUAUUAAAUAUUUCUACUCUACUUAUACUGAUCAAGUAAUGAGGGAAAAAAUCUGUGAAGAAAAAGCAAAGUUAUUUGAGAUACCAGUAAUAGAAGUUAAUCUCAUAGGUUGGUGUAAAAUUCAACUGAAAGUGUAACAACAAUAACAAAAUGUAAAUUCAAA
This is a messenger RNA of Galeopterus variegatus (Sunda flying lemur), 1606 nucleotides long. RefSeq names its product amyotrophic lateral sclerosis 2 chromosomal region candidate gene 11 protein-like. The record is from RefSeq and is a predicted model, not a curated record. NCBI's taxonomy places the organism in Eukaryota, Metazoa, Chordata, Mammalia, Dermoptera, Cynocephalidae. The transcript is spliced from 9 exons.